AUGAGGUUUGAGAAGAAGGGGAAGUUGAGCCCUUGCUACAUUGGGCCAUUUGGGAUCCUAGAAAGGAUAAGUUCAAUUGUUUAUCGAGUGGCGAUACCCCCGGCACUAUCCAGAGUUCAUGACAUGCUUCACGUGUCAAUGUUGAGGAAGUACGUGCCAGACCCUUUGUACAUGCUAAGCUAUGAGCCUCUGAAGAUCGGUGAUGCAUUAGUAUAUGAGGAGGUAUUGGUUCAGAUUCUAGAUCAGAAGGUGCAAAAAUUGUGUACUAAGGAGAUACCAUUAGGGAAAGUAUUAUGGCAUAAUCAUGCAGUGGAGGAAGCAUCAUGGGAGUUAGAGUCAAAGAUACGUCAGAGGUAUCCUUAG
Malania oleifera is the source of this 363-nucleotide messenger RNA. RefSeq lists its product as uncharacterized. The record is from RefSeq and is a predicted model, not a curated record. The transcript has a single exon. Lineage: Eukaryota; Viridiplantae; Streptophyta; Magnoliopsida; Santalales; Ximeniaceae. Bases 1 to 363 code for a protein of 120 amino acids.